CUACAGGAAUGUAGAAAGCGAGAAUAUCAGCUGGAGAAUAUUACGAGUAUGUUGUCGCUAGGUUGCUUGUGAGGUUAUAAUUUUGCAUGGAAAUAUUUUUGUUAUCAAAGUUAAAUGACUUGUUGAUUGUGCGUUGUGACGUUAUCCUUUGUUAAAUAACAAGAACAGUGUACAAAUACUUACAACGUAACUAACCUAAAACUGGCUUAAGUGCGGAGAAUAUAGUGAAGAGUUGUAAACAAGAUAAUUUUAUUAUUAGUAUAUUAAUGGUCAUAAGUUAAGUAGUUUUUUGUAUAAAUAUGGCUGUGAAUAUUACUAAAUUGUCUAAACUGGGGCCCGUUGUGUGCAACAUUAACAAUAUCAGGGCAUUGUCAACCACAAGCUCAUACAACGCAAAAGUAAGUUUCAACUGGGAGGACCCUUUGAAUUUAGAUCGUCAAUUACAAGACGACGAAAAGGCAGUUCGGGACUCAUUGAGAGCUUAUUGUAAAGAGAAACUUAUGCCAAGAGUAAUAGAAGCAAAUAGAAACGAAGUGUUCGAUCGAGCGAUUUACAAAGAAAUGGGCGAGUUAGGGAUCCUCGGAUGUACUAUUAAGGGCUACGACUGUGCGGGUGUAUCAUCUAUUACUUACGGACUCAUUACAAGGGAAUUGGAUGGAGUAGAUUCCUCGUAUAGAUCCGCAAUGAGUGUGCAGAGCAGCUUAGCGAUGGGGGCAAUAUACAUGUACGGUUCAGAGGAACAAAAACAAAAGUAUCUAUCUAGUAUGGCUAAAGGGGACUUAGUAGGAUGCUUCGGAUUGACCGAACCGGAUUUCGGAAGUGAUGCUGGGGCUUUAGUAACGAGAGCAAAGUACGAUUCUAAAUCAAAAACUUACAGCCUCACUGGAUCGAAAACAUGGAUAACCAACUCGCCUAUCGCUGAUAUCCUUAUUAUCUGGGCCAAAACUGAGGACGAUAAAGUGAGAGGUUUUAUAGUUGAGCGAGCCCAAGUUAAAAAGGGACUGGACACGCCCCGAAUCAAUGGUAAAUUUUCUUUGAGAGCUUCAGCAACGGGCAUGAUAUUGCUCGACGAAGUCGUUAUACCGGAGGAGAAUUUAUUGCCUGGCGUAGUAGGUAUGAAGGGGCCGUUCGGAUGUCUCAAUAAUGCGCGAUACGGAAUCGCUUGGGGCGUCCUCGGUUCAGCUGAAACAUGUUUGCGGAUAGCUCGUGAGUACACAUUAGAUAGGAAACAAUUUGGCAGACCACUCGCUUCGAACCAGCUGAUACAAAAGAAAUUGGCUGACAUGAUUACAGAAAUAAGCCUCGGUCUGCAAGCUUGCCUACACGUAGGACGUCUGAAAGAUGAGGGACUCGUGGCUCCUGAAAUGAUUUCCCUUCUCAAAAGAAAUAACUGCGGCAAAUCUUUAGAAAUUGCGAGAGUCGCACGGGAUAUGCUCGGCGGUAAUGGAGUUUCUGAUGAGUACCACGUUAUUAGGCAUGUUAUGAACUUAGAGGCAGUUAAUACUUAUGAAGGUACUCACGAUGUUCACGCUCUUAUAUUAGGGAGAGCAAUUACUGGAAUUCAAGCAUUUUUCUAAACGUUGCUAAUCACGUCUCUGUUCUAAGCAAUUAUUUUUUAUGUAAAUAAAUAAAUUAUGAUAUUUUGUAAUCUAAAAAUUUUAUUUUUUGUGAAUAAAGUCAAUAGGUAUUGCCA
This is a messenger RNA of Maniola jurtina (meadow brown), 1693 nucleotides long. RefSeq names its product glutaryl-CoA dehydrogenase, mitochondrial. Lineage: Eukaryota; Metazoa; Arthropoda; Insecta; Lepidoptera; Nymphalidae. The transcript has a single exon. The record is from RefSeq and is a predicted model, not a curated record. Gene Ontology annotation, molecular function: glutaryl-CoA dehydrogenase activity; flavin adenine dinucleotide binding; fatty-acyl-CoA binding. The coding region runs from base 300 to 1577 and encodes 425 amino acids. Gene Ontology annotation, cellular component: mitochondrial inner membrane. Gene Ontology annotation, biological process: fatty-acyl-CoA biosynthetic process; fatty acid beta-oxidation using acyl-CoA dehydrogenase.